CUCUUGAUACACGGUGUCAAUUUGAGCUUGAUGUUGACGCUUCUCUCGACGAGUGCCGCGUCGGCCGGAUCAGGCGACGUCACCAGCGUCGGCACCAUGUGGCAGGCGACGACGGUGCCCGCGACACUCGUCCCCACCGAGACGAUCGGCCAGGGCAGCGAGCUGUUCUGUGCCUACCAAGCAAGUCAAAGGGCGUGGUGCAGCGCAUACUGCUUCGUCGACGGCGUCUGCAGCAUGUACGUCGAGGACAUCCCAGCGGAAAAGACGACCUCCGCCUGCAAGACGACUUCCCCUGCCUGUCCCGCCCCCUUCAGCCUGUACCCGGGCCUCGAGGACGUCGGCUGCUUGUAUGAGGUUCUUUCAGGCAAUUCAUGGAAUGUCAGUCGAGACAUUUGCCAAGAGGCCGGUGGUGACCUGCUUGUUCCAAGCGGCCCUGAGCAAUACGCCAGGAUAAUUGCUUACUUCAAAGGGUACAUCCCAGGAGGCUUGUGGUGGGUUGGCAUCUACGACAAUGUAUGGCUGACCGGGCGGGUUGGCGUCACGGCCGAGUGGGACGCAGGCCAGCCCAACAGAGGAGAAGAGCACUGCGGGGCCAUGCUCUCUAGCUCCACCAUGGGCGACUAUCAUUGCUCCACCGUGUUCCGGGCCGUCUGCCAGAUACGUUGAUCAUUCCAGGGGUACGCACCAUGAAGAGGAUGUGGAGGGAAGAAAUGAAUGGUUUUAGAAUUGUGAACUGUGAUUUGUUUUCCUACUAUGUUUCAUAUCACAAGGAUUUUAACUUGACGUGCUAUCCUAUGGAUUACAGCUGAUUUGUUUGUACGUAAAGUGCUGUCUCCAGUCCGUGGCUUACUAAAGAGUUAUAGAUAAUAUCUUCAACAAUUUGUUACGAGAAAAACAUAUGUGAUAUUCUUUCUAAGAAAAGAGUGACCUUAGCAAUAGGUAUCACAAUCAUUAAUAACAAAGUGUCGCCCUAAAAUACAUUAAUAUUACAAGAGUAAUUUUAGAAAUCCUUGAAUUACACAACACAAAGAUUGACACUAUAUAACAAAUGAUGAAUAUAUUACGUCAGGAAGUUUGAAUAAUAUCUUUAUAUAAAGUAAUGUCUUUUCUCUGAGAAUUAAUCAUGAUACUGAUGAUAAUGAUAAUAGUAAUGAAAAAUAGUGUGCCAUAUAUGUGCUGUCAUAUGUGUUAUCUUCUUUAUUAUCUCAUUUACUAAUUUCUCCUUAUG
This is a messenger RNA of Penaeus chinensis, 1228 nucleotides long. RefSeq lists its product as uncharacterized. The transcript is spliced from 3 exons. The record is from RefSeq and is a predicted model, not a curated record. NCBI's taxonomy places the organism in Eukaryota, Metazoa, Arthropoda, Malacostraca, Decapoda, Penaeidae. The coding region runs from base 31 to 666 and encodes 211 amino acids.